Molecule: messenger RNA, 279 nt
Organism: Odobenus rosmarus divergens (Pacific walrus)
Lineage: Eukaryota; Metazoa; Chordata; Mammalia; Carnivora; Odobenidae
Gene: S100A12
Product: S100 calcium binding protein A12
Exons: 2
Coding region: 1-279 (92 amino acids)
Biological process (GO): positive regulation of canonical NF-kappaB signal transduction; endothelial cell migration; antimicrobial humoral immune response mediated by antimicrobial peptide
Cellular component (GO): extracellular exosome; cytoplasm
Molecular function (GO): RAGE receptor binding; calcium ion binding
Source: RefSeq, a predicted model, not a curated record
AUGACUAAGCUGGAGGACCAUCUGGAGGGGAUCAUCAAUGUCUUCCACCAGUACUCAGUCCGAGUGGGGCAUUAUGACAAGCUUUCCAAGGGUGAGAUGAAGCAGCUGAUCACAAGGGAACUUCCAAACACCCUCCAGAACACCAAAGAACAAGCUACCAUUGACAAAAUAUUCCAAGAACUGGAUGCUGAUAAAGAUGGAGAGGUCACCUUUAAAGAAUUUGUAUCUCUCAUAGUCAGUGUGCUAGUGACUGCCCAUGACGAUAUCCACAAGGAAUAG